UUAGCACAGGGGUGAGCCUGCUUUCUAUGUUUCUUGAUGCCCUUCUCCACUAGACCACUAGGGCCUGUAUUUCCUGGGAAGGCAACGCAUGGUUAUGUUGUUUUGGGAUAACAAAUGGGCCCUUCUGUUAUAGGCCAUGUACUUGCAUCUUAGUGCCGUUGGCAAACAUCAUUUGGCAAAUCAUUAUUCAAGUAUAGGAAAUCACAAGGAAAUAUCUGAUUUUGUUACAGCAAAAAGGAAGAACAUGUCUCCUCAGAGCAGAGAGGUUAGUACCAGCAGGCAGCAGCACAGUGGUUCUAUUCUAGUCGAAGUUAUUGUGAAAAUUGUUACAAAACCAGUAUUUGAUCUCAUCAAAUGCAGCAAGAAUGGAGUUAGAGCAAUAUGUAACAGUCAAGGAGUGAAUGCCAUGGUAACAGCUAUGGUUAAAGACUUAUUGCUGUUGUUACAAAGAGUCACUAAUUCCUAGAAUUAGUGAUCAAGUAAUCUCCCUAUAUAUAUGUGUAAUCCUGAGAUGAAUAAAGUUACAGCUUUUCAUUAUACAUUUUGUCUCCACAAAAUUAAUUUACCCUAAUACGUUAUCAGCACGUGACACUACUGAGCAAGAAGAAGAAUUACCAGCUUUACAAGGGUAAGCAUGGCUCCACGUUCAUCCUCCUUUGAAGCUGGUUCAUCCCUUCCAAGGAACCUCCGUGCUCGUCUCCUCCGCCGCAUGCUGGACGCCCUCCUACGGACUCCCCUGCAACACCAAACCACGUGUGUAUCUCGUGGGACAAUGUGGAUUAGAGAAUAGAGAGAGACCCAUGUCGUCAAGAACAUGGUGUAUAUAAUCUAUACAUAUGGACGAGCCGUGAAGCGGAGGAGGAGAGGAGGCAUUAAAGGCGCGAGCAGUGGAGUCGUCGCCAAACAAGCCACGGCGGCGAGCGAGCUCGAGGUUUCUUGCAAGUAACCGCCGGUUCCUGCGGCGGCCGGCAGCCGGCAGGGGUGGCCGACAAGCCAACCCCAGGCCUCGGUGGGGGCGGAGCUGCUUGGCCGGGUAGGCCCCCACUGCGUACAUAGGCAUGUAUAUAGCAGACAAGUGUCGCCGAAGGAUCCGAUAGACAUCGUCACUUGUCCGGAGGGGAUCGGUUUGAGACAGCGAGCUGCCGCCUCCUGCUUCGGUUCUGAACUUCCUGCGUGGCUGGAUCCGAGCGAGCUGCCAGGGACGCGUCUUGGAGCUUGCCUGCCUCCGGUCGGCGAACUCGCCGGGGUUAUGCGAAGGAGAAGGUCGUGCUUGCCUUGCGUGCCCAUGGGAACGGAGGCGCUGCCCAUCGAGAGGCAAUUCGUUCCUCCGGCCGUGCUACCGUCGUGGCCGGCCUCAGCAGUUUCAGAUGGAGGAUUUGCAAGGGGAAGCAUAGACCUCGGAGGCCUCGAGGUGCGGCAAAUCACCACGUUCGACAAGGUUUGGUCCACCUCGCAAGGCGGCCAGCACGGCGUCGGCGCCACCUUCUUCAAGCCCUCGCCUGUCCCUCCCUGCUUCUCCGUGCUCGGCCACUACGCGCAGCCCAACAGCCGGCCUCUCUUCGGCCACGUGCUCGUCGCUCGGGACACGUCCGGUACGGGAGGGCUCCUUGCCGCGCCCGUCGACUACAAACUCGUCUGGUCCAGCCCGGACGGCGCCGGCCAUUUCUGGCUCCGGACGGCGCCAGACGGUUACAAGGCGGUGGGCGCGGUGGUCACCGCCACGUCUGACAAACCUUCGCCCGAGGAGGUCCGGUGCGUCCGCGCCGACUUCACCGAUGCGUGUGAGACCGAGGAGUCGGUGCUCAGCAGUGACAAGGACGGCUUCAGCGCUGCCACUCUGAGGCCGGCGGUCCGUGGCAUCGACGCCCGUGGCGUGCACGUCGGCACCUUCCUCGCCCAGAGCAGCGCGACGCCGGGCGGCGCCUCGACGUUGGCGCGCCUGAAGAACAACAGCGCGCGUUACACGUCCUCCAUGCCUGCCCUGGCCCAGGUGAACUCCCUCCUCGCGGCCUACGCGCCGCACGUGUACCUACAUCCGAACGAGCCCUACUUGCCUUCGUCGGUGACGUGGUUCUUCGAGAACGGCGCGCUGCUGUACCAGAAGGGCAGCCAGACCCCGACGCCGGUGGCCGCCGACGGGUCGAACCUCCCGCAAGGCGGCGGCAACGACGGCGGGUACUGGCUUGAACUACCGGUGGACAGCAAGCAGAGGGAGAUGGUCAAGAAGGGUGACCUCGCCGGCGCGAAGGUGUACGUGCAGGCGAAGCCGAUACUGGGCGGGACGGUGACCGACCUCGCCGUGUGGAUCUUCUACCCGUUCAACCGGCCGGGGCGUGCCAAGGUGGGCAUCCUCACGAUCCCGCUGGGCGAGAUCGACGAGCACGUCGGCGACUGGGAGCACGUGACGCUGCGCGCGAGCAACUUCUCCGGCGAGCUCCUCCGGAUGUACUUCUCGCAGCACAGCGCGGGCACGUGGGUGGAGGCGUCGCAGCUGGAGUACCUCGGCGGGGACGGCGGGAACAGGCCGGUGGCGUACGCGUCACUGCACGGGCACGCGCUCUACCCCAAGGCUGGUCUGGUCCUGCAGGGCGACGCGAGGUUGGGUGUUGGGAUCCGGAAUGACACCGCCAGGGGCAGCUGGCUGGACACCGGCGGCGCCGGGCGGUGCGAGUUGGUGUCGGCGGAGUACCUCGGCGUGGCGGAGCCGGCAUGGCUCGGGUUCGAGCGCGAGUGGGGGCCGAGGGAGGAGUACGACAUCGGGCGCGAGAUCAACCGCGUGGCGAGGAUCCUGCCGCGGUCGGCGAGGGAACGGCUGGCCAAGCUGGUGGAGAAGGUGCUCGUCGGUGAUGGGCCGACGGGGCCCAAGAUGCACGGCAGCUGGAGAAACGACGAGAGGGAGGCCUGACGGCUGAUAAGGCCUUGCAUGGCCGAUCGAUGCAGUACUCUCGUGUCGUGUAUAUAGUAGUUAGGUUGAAUCAACGGUUUGUAAAUGUUAGAAGUAAAAGUGAUCGGAAUGAUUGAUCGUAUUGAUUAAUGGUUUAUACCACUUCUUAUAUAUGUACAAGAGGGAAAGAGUGACUAUUCUCGAAGGGACAUGCCCCUUCGUGAAUGGCCCCUUCGUGAGUUGGCCCUUUCGAGAAAACCGUCUAAUGACUAAACUAAUUAACUAUUAUAGAAAUUGAUUACUAAUACUAAUUUCUUCAUAAUACUCCCCCUGAUCAAUUUUCUCUUUGUAAUCAAUUUGAUCUUCUUGUGGUCUUGUAAUCAAUCAAAUAACUCCUUGAAAACCCUAUGAGAAAAAUCAGGAGAUGCGAUAUAUAUAACUCCCCCAAAAACCUUUCAGGAAAAAUGUGAGGAGAAUCUUUGGAAAACCCUGUGGGAAAAACCAAAGUAAUUCGGGUAUACUAGGCAAAACUCCUUCAAACCCAGUGGGAAAAUAAGGAGAAACACCAUAGUAUACAAUAACCAAUGUCAGUAGACCCUUUAGAUAACCCAAAGUCUUAGUCUAAUAACACCUUGACCCUAUGGUCAAUAUGCUUCAAAUAUCAUCUUCUAAAAAUGGUCAAUAUGCUUCAAAUAUCAUCUUCUAAAAACCCCGGUGGGGAAAACUAGAUGAUAUAGCAUAUAACUUUAUGUUGACAUUGCCUCAUCAAAAACUUUAUAUGAGAAACCUCAAUAAGAAAAACUCACAUAAAGAAAAGAGUACAAUGUAUCGUAUGUUCCAAUAUCAUCCACCAAAAACCUCUAUGGGAAAAAUGGAUGAUAGGACGUAAUCUUGUAUUGAUAUUACCUCAUUAAAAAUUUUAUAUGAGAAACCCAAAGGGAAAAAACUCAUAUAAAGAAAAGAAUGUAAUAUGAUGUUUUCAACAAGUUACUAAUCAGAGAGACGAGAGACUCUCCCCCUGAAACUUGCAAACUUUUCAUACCAAUGCACUCAACACAUAUGAAAUGUGCAAUAUGGUAUACUUUGUGAAAAUCUCAACAAGAUUAUCACAAUACUUAGUUUAUAAAUAUUCAUAUGUCCAUAUGACCUAUGGAACAGAACCAUCUUAAUGCAAAAUAUUACAU
This is a messenger RNA of Panicum virgatum (switchgrass), 4068 nucleotides long. RefSeq lists its product as uncharacterized. The record is from RefSeq and is a predicted model, not a curated record. The transcript has 3 exons. Bases 1250 to 2905 code for a protein of 551 amino acids. NCBI's taxonomy places the organism in Eukaryota, Viridiplantae, Streptophyta, Magnoliopsida, Poales, Poaceae.